Molecule: messenger RNA, 2127 nt
Organism: Bipolaris maydis ATCC 48331
Lineage: Eukaryota; Fungi; Ascomycota; Dothideomycetes; Pleosporales; Pleosporaceae
Biological process (GO): mitotic cell cycle; intracellular signal transduction
Cellular component (GO): nucleus; cytoplasm
Molecular function (GO): histone H3T3 kinase activity
Source: RefSeq, a predicted model, not a curated record
AUGCCCCCAAAAGUCGUAUACGGGAAGAAAAGAAACGGCGAACGUAAUGCGUUCACAAAGUUGUUGUCGCCUGAGAAGGAAGUCGCACCCAGAAAAGUGGAAAGCCAAAAUGCAGACAGCAACACAACAAGUGAUUGGCGGGAGCAGUUGUUGGAAGCGGCGGGAGCAGAUGGGAGCACGUUGAAAGCAACGGAUGAAGCUUCGGUACUGGAGAGGGCGUUUGAGGAUUUGCAGAUUGACAAGAGGCAAAGUGCAAAAGAGGAGAGAACUACGACAAAGAAGAGAACAAAAUCGCAGAAAGAAGCCAAGGUCGGCCAGGAUGUUGAUGUUACCAAGGAGAACAUUGCCCCGCUAGAGGAUGUACUGGAACAGAGCAUGAAGACACUAGCGAUCGAUGCUCCAGAAGAUGAAGAAAAUCAGAAGAUACUACAAAAACCCAGGAAGCCGAGAAAGGUGCUUAGCGAUCGCAAUAUGAAUGCCUCGGAUCCCACAACCUGUCCGGUAGCAGCCGUACCAAGACCGAAGAAGGAGAAGAAGCGUGCCAUGCCAACUUCGGUUUCUCAACUACCCACUCCAGAACCGACACCUGAACCCGACGACCUCUAUUCCAUUUACGCCUUCCCAUUACUAGCUUUCAGCGACAGGAAGAAAAUCAUCACAUUUCAGGAUUGGGCAGACGAGCUGGAGCCUCACUUUGAGGUUUCCAAAAUUGCAGAAGCCUCCUUCUCAGAAGUGUAUCGCCUAUCAUCGACAUCAUCAGCCAAUGGCGUCAAAGAAGAGUCUGUUCUGAAGGUUGUGGCGCUCAAGACACCGCCCACUGCUCCUCUCCCAUGCCAACUUCACGGCCGCGCUGUACGAGAUCUUGAAGCACAAAUAGAAAAGGAAACAGCACAGCGAGACGAAGACGAUCAGUUCAAAUCUCUAGUCGACGAUGUUUUAUCGGAAGUCAAGCUCCUCCAAAACCUCACUCACAUUCCCGGAUUCACAGUCUUCCGCGAUCUGACGGUCGUACAAGGCCGACCCUCGGCGUCCUUCAACGACGCAUGGAAAGAGUGGAAUAAAUCGCGCCCUCGCGGCAAGAAGAGCGAAUUUCCGGACCCCAGUAAGAAAUGUAGCUACGACGAAAGUCAACUCUGGGCCGUCGUAGAAAUGCAGGACGCAGGUACCGAUUGUGAGAAGAUGAUGGAAGCAGGCCAUUUAGCCUCCAUCUGGGAGGUAUGGGAUGUCUUUUGGGGCGUAGCCAUUAGUGUCGGCAAAGCCGAAGAAGCAUGUCGCUUUGAGCAUCGCGACCUGCAUUUGGGCAAUAUCUGCGUGCGGUCCAAUCGAACAGGGGACGACGUAUCGCAGCCCAGCAUCAAGGAUCCUCUGCGUCGCAAAUUGCGGUUCACGGGACUCGACACCACCGUGAUUGAUUACACGCUUUCGCGCGCAGACGUUGUCACUGCACCAAUAUCACCCGCAUCAUCACGCAGACUCUCGAGUCUAUCCCACGUCUCCAGCUCCACAGCCGCCAGCCACACGGACAACGAAGAAGCCGAAGUAGCCUACCUCAAUCUCGACAAGGACCCCGCCAUCUUCCAAGGCGACGCCAGCGAAGAAUACCAGUACGAAAUCUACCGCUACAUGCGCGGCGCAACCGUCUUUGGAAACCCAAUGGCGUUCCAGCCCCCCGUUCAAGAAAGCACCGACGAAGACCAAGAAGAGCGUGACUCUGCACCCCGUCAAAACACGCACAUCCGAUUCGACCAAGACACCAACCAAGAAAAUGACACAGACGACAAAGACGCAUCCCCAUGGCGUUCCUUCCAUCCAAAAACAAACCUCCUCUGGCUCCACUUCCUCCUCCACAAACUACUCAACCACCUCUCUUCCGUCUCCCCUGCACCCCAUAAUACCAUCCCCCCGCAUCAAUUCCUCGUCAAAUCCAAUCCUUCAUCGGAAGAUGCCGCGCUUCUCGCAAGCAAAAUCGAAAAAAAGGCUGCCAGCCUGUACAAGGUACUCGCCCGAGUCGCCCAGUUGCUAUGUCCGGUUGCCCUGGGCAAAGAGGAUAGUCUGGAGAGUGUCAAGGAGUUGGUUGUCUUGGCUUUGGAGGAGAGGUGGGUUAGGAUUGCCGAUGUUGCCGGGUGA